UGGAAACUUUCGGACGGUCUUUUCACUCAGACUGGAAAUGAGGAAGUUUCGUUUAUCAAACAUUCAGUGAAGGGAAAAAAUAAAGACAGCAAUCAAUCAUGUCUGUUAUCGAGAAGAUGUCCAUUUUGGGCAUUAGAAGUUUUGGACCGGAAGAUAGUAAUCGGCAAGUCAUUGAAUUUUUCAAACCCUUGACUUUGAUUCUUGGAGCAAAUGGCUGUGGAAAAACGACAAUAAUUGAAUGUUUGCGCUACAUGGCAACAGGGGAUACACCUCCUAACAGUGACAGAGGAGGAUCAUUUGUUCAUGAUCCAAAGUUAGCUGGAGAAACCGAAGUUAAAGGGCAAAUAAAAUUACAGUUCAGAGAUGUUCUUGGAAAGAAAGUCAUUGCUACUCGUUCUCUUAUGGUAACUCAAUCUGUAAAAAAACUUACUUUGAAGACUCUUGAAGGCAAUAUAACUCGCUAUGGAUCAAAUAAUGAAAAAAAGACUCUUAGCACCAAAUGUGCAGAAAUAGAUGCUGAGAUGAUAGGAGCUCUGGGUGUCUCUAAAGCAAUAUUAAAUUAUGUGAUUUUCUGUCAUCAGGAAGAAUCAAAUUGGCCUUUGAGUGAAGGGAAAAGUUUAAAACAAAAAUUCGAUGAAAUAUUCGCAGCUACUCGUUACAUCAAAGCUUUAGAAGAGAUAAGAAAAAUAAGACUACAAAAAAUGAGCGAAAUAAAAAUAUAUGAAACAGAAGUAGUAUCUUUGAUGAAAAGCAAGCACAAAGCAGAAGAGUUCAAAGAAGAACUAGGAAAGACAGAGACUCGCCUUUCAGCCUGCAAAGAUAUCAUUAGCAGUAUCGAAGAUAAAUUAAAACCUAUUUCAGAGAAACUGAUGGAAAUAAAAAUAAAGCAGAAUGAAAUUGGAAGAUUACAGGCCUCACUUGAUAGCAACCAGGAUAUAAUUAAGAAGUAUGAAAAGGAUGAAAUGGACCUUAGAAAUUCGAUUCAGGAAAUGUUUCAGGGAAGUAAGGAAGAACUUGUGGAAGAAAUGCAAAAUUUUGAUUCUGUAAUGUCUGUUAAAAUGAAGAAACUUUGAUAAGCUUUUUUUUUAUAGAUUAAACAAGACAUUAUGAACCUCGAGAAAAAGCGUAGUGUAGACCUUAAAAUGAAAUCUCGCCUUUUAGAAGAAAUGGGUAAACUUAAAGCUGAUCAUGAUCGUCACAAAGAACUUCUGACGAUUCGAGAUUCUAAACUAAGAGUACUUAGGAAAAAAUUUGGGCUAGGUGACUUUGAUGAGGAUGAAGCUCUCGCAGAAUCUCAAAUUGAAAAUGUUUUGCGCAAUUUGAAACAGAGAAAUAAAGCUACACAAAAUGAGUUGGUCAAUUGUAAGACAAAACAUGAAACAAAUGAAAGCCGAAUUCAAAAUGACAUUGGGAAGACAAUUGAAGAAAAAGCACAAAAGCAGCAAAAACUUAGCAGCAGUAAUGAACAAAUUGCAAAGAACAAAACUGCUAUUCGUAAUAUUAAUGCAGAAUUAUCACACUUGGAUUCUUUAGCUUCUCGGCAAGAUGAUUUGGAAGAAGAUCUCAAAGAAGCGGAGGGAGAAUUAAAAAGUCUGGAAGGUAGCGUUAAUCUGGAAGACUUGAGAGAGCAGUUGUCCUCAAAACAGAAAAGGAAAGCUGAAAUGGAAUUGCAGUUAAGUGCUUUGAGCCAAGAAGUGAAUCAGUUAUUGAAGGAAAGCAAAGUUCGUAAUGAUAUUGACCUAGUAAAUAGAGAUAUUUCUUCUAAACAAGAUGCUGUAAGUAAAAUAAUUCAUAGGCACAAAGAAACUAUUGAACAUUUACUGCAUGAAAUGCCUGAACAUGACAUCCAUGAAAAAAUAUCGAAUUUAGUUAAUAAACUGAAUACUAAAGUUCAAGCAACCAAUAAAGAUAUUGAAAAGAAACGCUCCCAGUUGUCCUCUUUAGAAACUACGAAAAAAUACCAUGAGAGUAACUUACAGGCGAAAGAAAAAACCUUAUCAGAAUAUCAAACAAAAAUUUUUGAUGUUUGUGGAAGUCAAGAUUUUGACUGUGGGGUUGACAAUUUGAAAAGUCAGAUAAAAGAGCUACAAGAUGAGAAAGGUGCUUUGACUGGUAGUUUAUAUUUGUACAACAAAUAUGUUGAAAAGUUAGGUAAACCACGCCCAUGCUGUCCUUUAUGUUCGAGGAAUUUCCAAAGGGAUGAAGAAGCAGAAUCUUUAAUAAGUAAGCUACAAAGGAAGUUGCAAAAUGUUCCAACCGCAUUAGAAAACAAGUCCAAACUGAUAGCUGAGAAGGAAAAAAAUUUGAAUAAAAUGCUUGAACUGAAACCUCUAAAAGAAUUCGCUUAUAAUUUGACUGAGAAGGACAUUCCUGACCUUAAAAGCAAGAUUGAAAAUGCAGUGGUAGACAUCUCUAAAACAAAUUCCGAAAUUUCUCAAUUGGAAGAAAUAUUGGAUGAUUUAUCAAGUGAUCACAAGACUGCUUCCAGUAUUGUGCCAGAUUUAAUCAUCCUGGAUCAAAAUGAAAGAGAACUUAAUCGGCUUAAAGGAAGAUUAUCUGGUUUAAAGUCUCAAAUUGGAGGCAAAGAUACUUCCCGAACUGUCCAACAAGCCAGUGAUGAGCAAAAUGCCCUUCAAAGUAAAAUGAGAUCUGUAAAUCAGGAAGUUGAAACCACUCAGAAAGAAAUAAAUGAUUAUCGAGAGCAUUUACAAGAGGUAAGGGGAAGGAUAAAUGAUUUGAAAGCAAAGAAAAUCAAAAUGUCCAAUGAUUUACAAAAGAAAGAAUCCUUGGUGGAGCAACUUGAUACGUUAGGAAAAGAAAAUUCAUCUCUGAUGGACGUUGUUAAGGACGUGAAGUCUGAAAUUUCAUUAUUGAAGGCAAAGUUGGAUCAGUUAGGAAAGGAUAAAGAAGCUGCUACAAAAGUAAAAGAAACUGAGCUUGAAAUAAUCAGAACUAAGAUCAAAGAAGAAGACAAAGAGAUGGAAAACAUAAACCAAAUAUCAAAUGAAAUUAAUAAUUACAUACAUCAAGAUAAAGAAAAGAAAUUGAUGUUGCAUGAAGACAAAUUAAACAGCAUAUCAUCUGAAAUUGAAAUAAAAAAUGAUGAAAUUAACAAUUUAAAUGGAAAAGAAAAAGAGCUGAAUCAAGACAUUACUUCUCAGAAAGAAAAGUACAGAGAUUUGAAGGAUAACAUGCGAUUGAUGGAAGUAUUAGAAAAAAUCAGCAAACUACAUUCCAAAUGCCAAAAUAUUAAGGAGGAAAUUGGUGGCUAUAACAUUCGAACAUUAUUAAGCGAUGCUGAUAGAUUAGCUCGAGAAGAAAAGUCUUUAACAAAAGAGAAAGAUGAAUCUGCUGGACGAGAAAAUGCUCUUAGGGACCAGAUCAAGACUUUGAAGAAGCAUUUGCAAGAUGAUAUGUUUAAAGAUGCUGAUAAGAAGCAUAAUGAUAAAUGUAUUGAACUAAGGACUACACAGCUGGUGUGUGAUGACCUGAAUAAGUACUAUACAGCUUUGAAUAGAGCUAUUAUGAGUUAUCACAAAUUAAAAAUGAAUGAAAUCAAUAAGAUUAUCAAAGAUUUAUGGAUUAAAACUUAUGCAGGAAGUGACAUUGAUUAUAUUGAAAUUCAGUCUGAUGAAGAUGAAGGGGGUGGACUUGACAAAGCUAAGAGGCAGUACAAUUACAGAGUUGUUAUGUUUAAAGGUAAUACACCUACUGACAUGAGAGGACGGUGCAGUGCUGGGCAAAAGGUGCUUGCUUCUUUAAUUAUUCGAUUGGCUUUAGCAGAAACAUUUUGCCUGAAUUGUGGAAUAUUGGCUCUUGAUGAACCAACAACUAAUUUAGAUAAUGAAAACAUAUCAAAUCUUGCCCGAGCUCUUGUUGAAAUUGUGGUUUCACGUUCUGAGCAGCGUAAUUUUCAGCUUAUCAUAAUUACUCAUGAUCAAAGGUUUAUUGAACUUUUGGGACAAUCUGACACUGUAGAUUACUUUUAUAAAGUUUCCAAAGAUGACCAUGCCUACUCAAAAUUGACGAAAAUAUACAUAGGAGAAAUUAAUUGAAGCCAAAUGAAGUUGAGUUGUUACUAUACCAUUGUGAUUCCAAUUGUUAUUGUUACCUCAUUUUUUUAAUAAAAUUUCAAAAAUAUUUUUG
Molecule: messenger RNA, 4146 nt
Organism: Uloborus diversus
Lineage: Eukaryota; Metazoa; Arthropoda; Arachnida; Araneae; Uloboridae
Gene: rad50
Product: DNA repair protein RAD50-like
Exons: 38
Biological process (GO): telomere maintenance via recombination; chromosome organization involved in meiotic cell cycle; double-strand break repair
Cellular component (GO): nucleus; condensed nuclear chromosome; Mre11 complex
Molecular function (GO): ATP hydrolysis activity; single-stranded telomeric DNA binding; double-stranded telomeric DNA binding
Source: RefSeq, a predicted model, not a curated record